Messenger RNA from Austrofundulus limnaeus, 1586 nucleotides. It is a transcript of the gene coq2, whose product is annotated as coenzyme Q2 4-hydroxybenzoate polyprenyltransferase. NCBI's taxonomy places the organism in Eukaryota, Metazoa, Chordata, Actinopteri, Cyprinodontiformes, Rivulidae. Gene Ontology annotation, biological process: ubiquinone biosynthetic process. The transcript is spliced from 7 exons. Gene Ontology annotation, molecular function: 4-hydroxybenzoate polyprenyltransferase activity. Gene Ontology annotation, cellular component: mitochondrial inner membrane. The record is from RefSeq and is a predicted model, not a curated record. The coding region runs from base 134 to 1189 and encodes 351 amino acids.
CACUGAACGGACCACAACAAAGAAGGGAAAAGAGGUUGUUUCUUAUUGACUGUAGAAGAAACUAAACUUUUGAUUGAUGYUUUUUGUUUUUGUCUUUUCGUUGURAAAAUAGUAAAUAUUUAGUUGAAUCUCUAUGUUGUUCACUAAACUGAGCAGCAGGUUAACUUUGACCACCUGCUUCAUCCGAAGAGAGAAACCUGUUAAGAGUUUCCACUUUUUACGCUKCCAGAGUCCAUUAUGUUCAUCUGUAAGACUGGAAGACAAACAUCUCAACGAGAAAAGGUCGUUUAGUCUUUCUGCUGCUUCUGUGGUGAACUCAGCACCAGUUCGUGUUCAGCCAUACCUCCGACUGAUGAGGCUGGACAAACCCAUCGGAACAUGGUUGCUGUACCUUCCCUGCACGUGGAGCAUCGCUCUGGCUGCAGAGCCUGGAUGUCUCCCAGAUUUGAGCCUACUGGCUCURUUUGGUACAGGUGCUGUGCUCAUGAGGGGUGCUGGCUGCACCAUUAAUGACAUGUGGGAUAAAGACUUCGACAAACAAGUGUCSCGGACAGCUUCCCGGCCCAUCGCAGCGGGGCAGAUUUCCCGAAAGCAGGCGCUAGUUUUCCUCGGAGGACAGCUCUCUCUUGCACUUGGCGUUCUUCUGUGUCUCAACUACUACAGCAUAGCUCUGGGUGCCUCGUCUUUAUGUCUGGUCGUCACCUACCCGCUGAUGAAGAGAAUCACUUACUGGCCUCAGUUUGUGUUGGGGCUCACUUUUAACUGGGGCGCUCUGCUCGGCUGGGCUGCUGUGAAGGGUUCGUGUGACUGGUCUGUGUGCCUUCCGCUGUAUUUCUCAGGAGUGAUGUGGACGCUGAUAUAUGACACUAUAUACGCUCAUCAGGACAAAGAUGAUGACCUUAAGGUMGGGGUAAAAUCCACUGCACUAAAGUUCCAGGAGCAAACCAAACUCUGGUUAAGUGGUUUCACCGUGGCCAUGGUGUCAGGGCUGGUUGUAGCCGGUGUCAACGCAGGACAAACUACUCCUUACUACGCCGCAUUGGCCACUGUUGCCAUUCACCUAAUACAACAGAUUUACAGAGUGGACAUCAACAAAGCAGAGGACUGCUGGAAGCAGUUUAGCUCCAACAGAAACUUGGGACUUUUGUUGUUUUUAGGCAUCGUUGCAAGUAAUUUGUGGAAAGAAUAGACUGACGCUGCAGCAAGACGAAGAAGUAAUCGGAUAAGACAACAAUCUGAACUUCUGCUGCACCAAUUUUUUUUUAUCGUAAUAUAUAUUGAUGGCUUUAAGGUGGGUUCUUGUUUUUUUUACUAUUUGGAUUGCUUUAAUUAGGUGAAUUAAAUAAUAAUGUGACAUAAUCCCUCCAUAUUYAUCACCUGCUGCUGAAAGGCAAGGAUGGAAAUUAAUGUCUUUGUGUGUGCUUGUGUUUGUCUGUUGAACAGACAAAAUUGUGACUUUUCUGUGAUGUUGUGCCCAGCUAAUCRGUUGAUAUGCUUUCUCUCAAGGAAAUCAAGGCCUUUGAUUUCUUCUGUUUCUGAGUGAGCAAAACCAUUAAAACAAACCUUUACUGGUGUGUGUAAAUUGC